This is a messenger RNA of Oppia nitens, 4385 nucleotides long. RefSeq lists its product as uncharacterized. Lineage: Eukaryota; Metazoa; Arthropoda; Arachnida; Sarcoptiformes; Oppiidae. Gene Ontology annotation, molecular function: guanyl-nucleotide exchange factor activity; protein binding. The transcript is spliced from 7 exons. Bases 1286 to 4339 code for a protein of 1017 amino acids. The record is from RefSeq and is a predicted model, not a curated record. Gene Ontology annotation, biological process: activation of GTPase activity.
UCGGCAACAAUUUGAAAGUCAUCACAACAAUAAUAAUAGUGUUGUUAAUAUUACUGUUAAUUUAAGUGAUAUCAAACGUAAGACAUUAUUAUUAUCAUCUGUGAAUAAUAAUAAUUUUAAACCAAUUGGUGAUCCAAUUGGUGAUCCAAUACUUGAAGUUAUUAAUGAAAGUAAUAUCAAUACUACUACUACUACUACUACUACUACUACUACUAGUAAUAAAUUAAGUCACAUCUCAUCAUCGAUCAGACAACCGGACUUAUUAUUAUGUUCAUCGACUGCUAGUGUUUUACCACAAAUAGUAGAUCACUACUCAUCACCAGCACAUCCAUCAUCAUCUGUUAUAGUCACCACCACUAAGACUACUACUGCUACUAAAGAUUUGUCUUCAAUAAGAAAUAAAAUCAGUUUUUUUGAAGAUAAAUCUCAAUCACCCAGUAAUGAGUUGUUUAAAAAACAAUUUAUUAGGAAAACUAAUGAAACAACUGUAGAAACAACUAAUAGAAAACAGCAAUUAGUUGAUGAAAAUACUACUACCGGUAAUAAUAAUAGUCAAGCAAUAGUUGUUAAUACAAUAAAUGUUGAUUCAUGUCAACUGAUUGAUCAUACAGUAGUUGAUCCAAAAUGUUUGGUUAGAUCAUUGAAUACCGAUAUUAUUGACUGUUGUCAUCAAUUAGAUGAUGAUAACAACAAAAAUAGUAAUACUAAUUGUGAUAAUGAUAAUCAAAAUCAAUUGCCAACUGAUGGCUACGUUAGCGACUGUUGUACCGAUUCGGUGAUAGAUAUUCACCAAUCAUCAGACAAUUUGAUCGCUACUACCGAUAGCCAAUCGCCGCUACAUAUUGUCUUCAGAAGAGCCGAUAGCAAACAUCUUAUUAGUAAUAAAAAUGAUAUCAUAAACGACAGACCGGUUCCCAAACAGAGGACAUUAAUCGGUAGAAAAGAUGAACGAAUCAAAAGAGUUUGUCAAAAAGAUUUUACCGAUUUUUUCAAUAAUAAUAAUAGCCAUCAAUUGAUUAACGAAGAAUCCUUGUCAAAGAAUGGCAAUUUGAAACCAGAUGUCAAACGAUCGUCAUCUCUGAGUCAAGACAGCGGUAUUGUCGACAGUUUUACCACAAAUACUAGUAGUAAUAACUCGUCAUUUCUACAUCAGACCAACUGUUCUAAUAAUCUAAUAACAGAUUGUCAGACAAAUAGGACUAACGAUUCAUCAAUAGAUGGUAAUCACGAGAAACAACUUGAUGGUGAUGAUGAUGAUGGCGGUGGCGAUGAUGGUAAUGAUGAUAUGUCCAUAUAUGAUGACCAUAUAUACGAAGAGUUAGGCCAUUAUCAAUCGAGCCGACAGUCGCGCACAUCAAACGAUUGGAUCGAUAUCGAGACUAAUGAUCAGCAAAAGAUCCGAAUAGAAGUGAUUCUUAACAGAAGAUCUCAUCUAAAAGCUAAUAACAAUUACAAGAGUAGACUAUCAUUCAAACCAAAGACAAAUCAAAUUCAUAAUAAUAAUAAUAAUAAUAAUAAGAGAAGAAGUAGUAGAAGACCAUCGAUGAUAAAUGUCGUCUAUAGUGAUGGCAGUGAUAGUGCCACAGAAUAUGAAGACAUCGAUGAUGAUGAUGAUGACCACAACAAUGAAAAGAUUAGUAUUAAACAACAUAUGUCUUCAGAAAUUAGUGAUAAAUCAAUGGUUAGUUUGGUUUCUUUGAAUAAAAACAACGACGAGUCUCAGCUGAGACCUAUUAGUAGUGAUCAACGAUUAAGUGAUCAUAUCUAUGAAGAAGCAAUGAUUGAUAAUAAUAUUUUAAUGGUAAACAAUGAUCGAAAAAGUUGUACGGAUUUGCAAAACAAAUUAGUUAGAGAACUAUCGCUUAGACUCUUGGAUAGCAAAACUACUAUCACCACCAGUACUACCAUCGAUGGCAAUAAAACCAUCGAUGAAUGCGAUAAGACAACAACAACUACAACAACAACUGGUAAUGAAUUAUAUAAUGAUAUUCGUUUGGAAACAUCGUGCGAACCAAACAUAUAUACAGCGACACCGCGAAGACUACCAAAUCAGAUGAUGACAAAAACUGAUCCAACAAUUACUAGUCGAUUAGAUUCAAAGACAGCUAUUGCUGUCUCCAAGUCGAUAGAUGCCAUCAACAGUGAGAUUAGGGAAAAAUUUAAUGAUAAACGAUUAACCAUUGCCAGCAACAGAAACUCAUCCAUCUAUAUCAGUCCCAACUAUAGUCAAGCCAACGAUGAUAAUGAUAAUACUAAUACUAAUAAUAAUAAUUUUAUAAUCAAUAGACGAAAUCAGAAUAAUCAAUACAAACUUAAGCCAAUUAAUUCAUUGAAUCAAUUUAAUCAAAUACCAUCGCCAUCAUCAUCGCCAUCGCCAACAACAAUGUCACCAACAAUGCGUUCGGAAUUGAUCCAAAAACAUACAUCAAUGGUGGCCAGUAUUGCCAGCUAUCUUGAGUUUGACAAUAAUCUUAUAGAUUAUUGUCCAUCAGGUGUUGGUGGUGAUGAUGAUAACAGCAUCAGCAGCAGCAGCAGCAGCAGCAACAACUGGAACUGGUCGCCAUUGAGUAGCGAACCGUUAUAUCAAUUCUAUCAAAAGGAUGUCCGCCGUCGGGCCGAACUGUGGAAAAGUUUUGAACCGAACAGCCAUACGAGUCAAUCGGAUUACGAUGAAUACGAAAUCUAUUCGUCAUCGACGGCCUACGAUACCGGCGAUGGCUGUACCGGUGGUGGCUGGAGUGGCCGCAGCGGCGGCAAUGGCGGUAGCGGCAAAAAUGAACCAAUCAAAUCCAUGCUACUCAAACGUAAUAUAUCGGCCAUGGAUUUUGUUGGCAAUGGCCCGAAUCGGACACUGUGGUGUCAUUUACCGCAAGUAAUUAAUUCAAGUGAUAAUCUACUAUCCAGACUAUCCGAUCAGGAAAAACGUUUACAAGAAGCUAUGUUUGAGAUUAUCUCAUCGGAGGCCUCCUAUUAUAAGUCGAUCAAUAUAUUGGUUAAACAUUUUCAUAAUUGUCUGGAAUUUAGUGGCAAUAGUUAUCAGCAAAUAUUGAAUCCGAUUGAAAAAAAAUCGUUAUUUUCAAAUAUACUGGACAUUAGUAAAACCAGUUGUCAGCUGUUGGCCGAACUGGAGAAACGGUUCCAACAGAACGUACUUCUCUACGAUAUAUGCGAUAUACUAUGCGAUUACGCUGUCAAUCACUUCCAGCCAUACAUCCACUACUGCGCCUAUCAGAGAGAUCAGGAAAAACUGUUGACUCAGUUGACACAAUCGAGGCCUCAGUUUCUUGAUGUACUUCAACGACUUGAAUCCAAUCAGAUCUGUCAGAAUCAGGCCUUACUAUCGUUUCUAAUGCUACCGAUGCAGCGCAUAACUCGGUAUCCAUUACUAAUUGAUGCCGUCUGUCAGCAAUUGCCCGAAACUAGUCCGCUAUUGCCGACCGCCCAGAAAUCGUUGGGUAUUAUGAAUCAAUUGGUCCGCAAGUGUAACGAUGAGACAAAAAAAGUACAGCGAAUGCAGGAACUGAUGGAAACGGUAAAGAUAUUGCAUUUUAACCGCAAAGUCAAAAGCUGUCCGAUUGUUAAGGGAACCAGAUAUUUAGUUAAGAAAGGUUCGGUUACAAGACUAUCGCCACAAUUAUCGGCAAAGAAAACCAUCGGAAAGUCAUCGACACUCAAGUGGUCAAAGAAUACAAUCUAUUUGUAUCUGUUUAGCGAUCUAUUAAUUUUGGCCAAAAAGAAAAGCGAAAACUAUUAUUCAGUAUUUGAUUACUGUAACAGAGAUACCGUACAACUGAUCUCAUUGGCCGCCAAUGAUGGCGGCGCUGGCGGUGGUGGCGGCGGUGAAGGAGUACCACUGGGUAGGGAUGUCCAGGCAUUUCGUUUGGCUAUUCCUCCAAAUUAUCUAAAUCCAGCCCAACUAAUCUUAUUGAAAAAUCAUCAAGAUAAAAUUGCUGAAUAUACUAUUAAUUUUAAUUUGGAGAGUGAAAAACUUCGUUGGAUUGAAGCCGUAUCGCAGCCAUCAUCGGAUAAUCCCAAUGAAGUCAUAUAUGAGGAAUGGGAUUGUCCUCAAGUUCAAUGUAUUCUCAGCUAUAGUGCCCAACAAACCGACGAAAUUAGUUUAGAGGAGACCGACGUUUUGAAUGUUUUCCGCAAAAUGAAUGACGGCUGGUUUGAGGGAGAGCGGCUCAGGGAUGGCCUUAGAGGUUGGUUUCCAUCGAAAUAUACCGAAGCUAUUAUCAACCAACACGUCAAGGCUCGCAAUAUGAAACUAAGACACCGAUUAUUAAUGUAUACCCAAUCGGUAAUUGAUGAACAAAAACGGAUGUCUUUUACUUCAUAAACAUUAUAUUAACUGAUAGUAUUUUUUUUAAUAUAAUUAUAAAUAU